AGGGAGGAGGGUGAUUUCGGUGAGAGUUGCAGUUCUUAGUAACGCUUCCAGGGACAGUGCGGUCUGAAAAUAUACUCACAUUCACACGGAAGGCAUAGACUUACUGUACUACUCUCCAUUGAAUUUAAAUAUACACAACUCACGUUGUUGCAAACGGAGCUCUGCUGGCUUUCAAGGAACUGGUUUCACGUUGUUAUAGGACUAGGGGGUUCAGUGUUGGAGUUGCUGGGAUCAGGGGUCUGUUUGAAACCUAGCAACAUGGUCUCUUCACUCGCAGAUGUGCUUAAGUAAGCCGGAGACUCCCAACACUAUAAACGUUUCUUCGGACCCUUCGUCUGACACUUCAUCGUGGGGAACCGGCAUGGCAGGUUUCAAACGCGGAUACGAUGGGAAGAUCGCCGGACUGUAUGACCUGGAUAAAACCUUGGGCCGGGGCCACUUUGCAGUUGUCAAGCUGGCCCGGCAUGUGUUCACAGGGGAGAAGGUGGCAGUGAAGGUCAUCGAUAAGACCAAACUGGACUCUGUGGCGACCGGUCACCUGUUCCAGGAGGUGCGCUGCAUGAAGCUGGUGCAGCAUCCCAACAUUGUGAGGCUGUACGAGGUCAUCGACACACAGACCAAGCUCUACCUAAUCCUGGAGCUGGGUGACGGUGGAGACAUGUUUGACUACAUCAUGAAGCAUGAGGAGGGGCUCAGCGAGCAGCUGGCCAAGAAAUACUUUGCGCAGAUAGUCCACGCCAUCUCCUACUGUCACCGGCUCCACGUAGUGCACAGGGAUCUCAAGCCUGAGAACGUGGUCUUCUUUGAGAAACAGGGGCUGGUCAAGCUCACAGACUUUGGCUUCAGUAACAAGUUCCAGCCUGGCAAGAAGCUGACCACAAGCUGCGGCUCGCUGGCUUAUUCAGCACCUGAAAUCCUGCUGGGGGACGAGUAUGAUGCUCCUGCAGUUGAUAUUUGGAGCUUGGGAGUAAUUCUUUUCAUGUUGGUUUGCGGACAGCCACCUUUUCAGGAAGCCAACGACAGCGAGACUCUCACCAUGAUCAUGGACUGCAAAUACACAGUGCCAACACACGUCUCGCAAGACUGCAAAGAUCUAAUUAACCGGAUGUUGCAGAGAGACCCUAAAAGGAGAGCCUCUUUAGAAGAGAUAGAGAACCAUGCCUGGCUCCAGGGAGUGGACCCCUCUCCAGCAACCAAAUACAACAUCCCCCUGGUCUCCUACAAGAACCUCUCGGAGGAGGAGCACAACGGGAUUAUCCAGCGCAUGGUGCUGGGGGACAUUGCUGACCGUGAUACCAUUGUUGAGGCUUUGGAAACCAACAAGUACAAUCACAUCACCGCCACUUACUUUCUACUUGCUGAGAGGAUUCUGAGAGAGAAGCAAGAGAAAGAAAUCCAGAACCGCUCUGCCAGCCCCAGUAAUAUCAAAGCGCAGUUCAGGCAAUCUUGGCCAACAAAGAUUGAUAUGCACCAAGAUCUUGAGGACAGCCUAGCAGCUUCUUCUAUCUCUCACUCAAGCAUCCCACAGUCACCAGCCCGCAGCACUGAGAAUCUGCUCAAUGGGCACCGUACCAAAACACUGCUGGAACUGGGGAGACGGGAAGAGGUGGCACAGUCCUUGCCGUUGUCCUUGGUCUCCGCAGGCAAUUCCUCAGUACUCUCCUCCUUAACCACCACCACUUCCCUGAAACCUGCUGCUGCUGCCGCCGCAGCCACCAGCAAAAGCCGCACAUGUCUCUUUCGGGUGGAGGAGGAUGAGGAAGAGGAGGAGGAAGAGCAGCAUCUGGCCCAGCUUCCCACCCAGGUGGUCCUACGGCGCAAGCCCUCCAUCACCAACCGGCUGACAUCCCGCAAAAGUGCGCCAGUCCUCAACCAGAUAUUUGAGGAGGAGGGCGAGUCUGAUGAUGACUUCGAUAUGGACGAAAGCCUGCCGCCCAAGCUGAGCCGUCUCAAGAUGAACGUUGCCUCGCCGGGCACUGUCCACAAGCGCUACCACCGCCGGAAAAGCCAGGGCCGUGGCUCGAGCUGCAGCAGCUCCGAGACCAGCGAUGAUGAUUCGGAGAGCCACCGCCGCCGACUGGAUAAGGAAACUGGCUUUGCCUAUUCCUGGAACCGGCGGGAUAGCAGUGAGGGCCCGCCUGGCAACCCAGGAGGGAAUGGAGGUGGUGGAGGAGGAAGUGGACAGAGCAAACCUCCUGGGGAGGGCAACCCAGGGCCAGAUAGGGGUAGCCCACCUGCAGGUGGGGGCAGCAAAGGUGGGGAGGGCAGCCCUUCUGGCAGUUCCAGCGGCGGCAGUACAAACAACACUUCGGGCUCCACCCGCAGCUGCUCGCAUUCCUCCCCUUCGCACAAGACCGCUGGUGAGCUGGUGGAGAGCCUGAAGCUCAUGAGUCUCUGUCUGAGCUCCCAGUUUCAUGUUGGUGGCAGUAGUGGUCUUGGGGCCAGCAAGUACAUCAUAGACCCUCAGAACAACCUGACCUUCCCCAGUAUCAAGGUGCAGGAGAAGUCCACCUGGAAGAUGUGCAUUGGCUCCAAUGGGAGCCUGGACAAGACUCUGUCUCCCACUACCACAGCCCUUUGUGUCGGCCUGGGUGGCCCUAAAUCUUAUCACGACCAAACGAUUGCAACCCUCAAUGAGCUGGAACUGGCUAAGGAGAACAACAUGAACUUGAAUAACAACAUCCUGCAGCUACCUCUCUGUGAAAAGACCAUCUCUGUGAACAUUCAGCGGAACCCUAAGGACGGGCUGCUUUGUACCUCAAGUCAAACCAGCUGCUGUCAAGUGAUAUGACAACCAUCUCUGUAGCAUACUCUUACUUGACAGUACCACUUCUUAGUUCAGAACUAUGAGUAACCUCUCUGUAAACAUCCCUUUUUAUUUUUGUCAAGCUUUUAUACAGGCUUCAAGAGUUAUUUAUUGUGUAUAUUUUGCUGAGUAGAUCGACAAUGCAUGAAGAGGUGCAUGCUGCUAGUGUUUGUUUUCUCGCUUUCAAGUAACGACCCCCCUACCCCUCCCCCCCUUUUUUUAAGCUUUUUGUUUAGUUUGUAGGGUUCCCAACCAAAGGGGUGGAAUUAAACCUGGGCUCGAAAGUUUUGUAGUUGAAAUACAAAAUAAAAAAAUAAAACUGCACUUGAUAGCUUUGAGCAAGUUUAGAAAAUGCUAAUUGGGAACUGAUCAGACCCUGGUUUUGCCACCCAUGCUUUGUGGAAUAUAUGUGGUAAGAGCUGUUAGGAUGGAGAACCAAAGCAAUAAAGCAAGACUUUGACAAGCCCUUGAGAGGGCUUCUGAUAUUCCAAGGCUUUUACAAGUCAAACAUGCAAAGAAAGUCAGUACUGUAAUCUUAAUAUUGAUUUGCUCUCCACACUGAUGAGUCUUAAAUUGCCAUUUUGGGCAAUUGACCAAUAGAUUUAAAGAAAAAAAAAACGGCCUUCGUGAUAAGAGCUGAAAUAUUGCAUUUUACCAUGACAGACGAGAAUAAUCGUGCUGUUACUUGAAAUUGCACACAGACAAUCUUUGUUUUAAACAUGAUCUAAAUUAAAGUUUGAUUUUUAGUUGCUGAUGAAAUAAGGAUAUACCAAUUUUAUUUCUCUUAGCAGUAAUAAUUACCGAAUUCCCCUAUAACCUGACUCGCUCAUACUUCACAGAUUCAGGAAGUGCAUUUUUAACCAUAUCAAUUGGUUAAAAAUGCCUUUUUUUUCUCUACAUUCGAUAUUUAUUAUAUAACAAGAACCGUAUGUGUGGUGAAAUAAUAUUAUAAAAACAUUUAAAGAAACUGUGGCUAUGUUUUGACCCAUAAUGUAAAUCGUUACACAGUAAGGUAUCCCAUACAGUGAUCAGAUCUGUGCACCAAAAAACAGUACUGUCAUUUUUUUUUUUUUAAUGAUUGCCAUAUUGUAGAAACACUUCUACUAUUGUUGUGCAGAUGUGCUAAACAAUCCCCUUAUAUAUUUAUGAUCAUGUCUUUAUCUUUCUUCAAUUCUAUUUUAAUUUAAUUGUAAUUCUGUGGGGAAACCAGUUGCAGUAUUAGAGAAUUGUCUCAGAUGCACUGUUUUGAAUGAGAGGACAGUAGCAGGAGUCAGUGUUACAGAUUUAGGUGAAGGUGAGAAAUAUAGCAAUGGUCAGUUGCAUUUAAAAAUGCAUACUCGUGGCUAUUUAUUGUAGAUGUAUCCCUGUUCCUAUUGUAUACAACACCACUGACCUUGGUGUCUGCUGGGAGAGAGCAGAGGUUACCAACAGCCGCUACCAAUCACUGAAUUCUCCUGUUCGGAUAUCUAAAGUUUUAGUUUCCUUCCACAUCAGCCCAAGCCACUGCUGUAAAACUAUAUAUAGCUCAGUACAGUCUCGCAGUCCUCUUUGACAAAGGUAUUGAGUUGAUAAGCUGCAAUGAACAGACUUGGUACAAAGACCACUGAUGGCAGAACCAUUCUUCCGAUAAAAUGCUUGCAUUUCAGUGCCUACAUCGGAUUCUACAGUACAGGAAGGGUUGAUAAGCUAUGAGUAGGAGGGUGUUCCCACUUGUUCUGUUUUCCAUUUGCACACUCUCCAGCUGUGACAAAAUAAAUAAAUAAUCUGUAUUAUCACUAGUGGUGUGUCGUUGCAUCAGAUGUGUCUUGUGGCAGUUUGUGUAGGAAAACGAUUGAACUGUCUGCCUGUGUAUACUGUGCCAGAAUGUUUCUUUGAAAGUGUGCCAAUGAACAUGGGUUCAGGGAGCCUUCAGCUACUGUUACCUGCUUAUCCUAGCUGGAGUACCUCCAGGGAAAGCUGAGGAAAUGUUUAAGUUUCAAGAAACCCAAGACAAAUUGGGAAGGAGACAGCAAACACAUUUUUAAAUGAUAUUCUCAGAAUGAGACUCAAUGUAGUAAAUGGUGACUCAAGAUCCCUUUUAGUACUACACACGCUGAUUUAUAACCAUUACUCGGUGUGUGUGCUGUUUUUUGGGGUUUUCAUUUUUUUUAAACUAAUUUUAGCCUUUUUCCAGCAGUCGUAAAGUAUCAGUAUCUAAUAUAUAUUGCACCUCAAUUAUUUUUUUAACACAAUAUUUGUUAGACUAGUUUUAAAAUAAGAGUGUUAAUAUGUAGAUUCCAGCCUUUUUUUAAUUACAAAGUUAAUUAACUUGUUUUCACAGGUCUGCUGAAUAAUGGUUUUAGCAUGGAGUUUUGUUUUUUGUUUGUUUGUUUAAGAGCCAAAAAGUAGCAUGUUUCUCUAGGCAACAAUAUGGCUAUAGUGGUGCUAUCAUUUUGAUUUAAUUUCAGGUCUUGGUUUAGUGCACAAGUGCAAGCUUAGAGUUAACUUGAAUAGCUUGGUGUGGAAGGGGAAGGAAGACCUUUCAGUGAUGGCACAUGGCACCUGUUUGGCAGUGUUCAAUAGCCGUAUAAAAGAUAAUUACAAUAAUGCCUUCAUUAAAUGGGCUGCUCACAAUUCUUGUGAGCGUUACUUAAUUUAAAUGCUUAAAGAAUAAAAAUAGAGAUUGUUAUAUUAAAAGGGCAUUGGCAAUAAUCUAUAUGUUGCAGCUAUCUGUAAAAAUAUAUUUUUUUGGUUUUAUAUUUAACAUGUACAGCCUUUGAAUGGCACCUUUUGAAAAAAGAAAAAAAAAAUCCUGUGUUUUUGUUUUUUUAAACAAAGGUCUGUAAAUACAGAUGUAUAUAUGGUGCAUUACAUUUAGAACUAUAGUGUUGGCCAUAUGGUGCAUAGUUGUAAUAUAGCCUUAUUAGUUAAAUGAGUGUACAAAACAAUGUUGGUCUGUGGCUAUUGUCUUACCCAGUUGUGAAUGACUGCAUGUGUUUUAUGUUGUACAUUAUCUUUAUAGGUACAAGAAAGGGAGAGAAUAACCACUAUUGUGUGUGUAUAUAUGUGGGUGAUUUUAUAUAUAUAUAUAUAUAUAUAUAUAUAAAAUGACCAAACAAUGUACUGGCUUAAAAAUGUAAUGUAUUAUUCUGUACCUAAAAUCUGUCUUCAGAGUUACAUAUAGCUACGGUCUAAAUUAAAUGUUGUGAAAAAAUGUUCUUUAAACUGUGCUUAUUGUGUCCAUAUUAUGUUGCCAUCAGAGUGACUGCUGCAAUAUUUACAGCUAUGCUGCUGUUGUGGAUUACUCAGAAGUCAAGGCCAUGUCGGAGGGUUGUGGGUUCAAUCCCCAGUGGGGGACACUGCUGCUGUACCAUUGAGCAAAGGUACUUUACCUAGAUUGCUCCAGUAAAAACCCAACUGUAUAAAUGGGUAAUUGUAUGAAAAAAAUAAUGUGAUAUCUUGUAGCAAUUGUAAGUCGCCCUGGAUAAGGGCGUCUGCUAAGAAAUAAAUAAUAAUAAUAAUAAUAAUAAUAAUAAUUCCAUAUUAACUGGUAUUCUGCUGAGAGACCACUGAACUUACCACAGGUGACAAAUUUAUUUUCAAAAGUAUUGAGAAAAUGUGUAUGACAUCGAAAUGGACUGGAUGAAAUAAUUCUUUAUCUUGUGAUCAUGAAAAAAACAUUCCAUUAUAACAGUUUUUUCUUUUUUUUUUUUUUUAUGGCCAACAGUAAAAAAGAAAUCACACAUGUUGUAUAAAUAGGGGAUGCUCCGUAAACAUUCAUACUGUAUUUAUUCCACAAAUGAGGAUGGCCAAGUAACCAACAGUAGUGUUAAUAGUUAAUAGUUUAUUUAUUUAUUUAUUUAUUUAUUUAUUUAUUUAUUAAUUUCUUAGCAGAUGCCCUUAUCCAGGGCGACUUACAGUCGUAAACAAAAAUACAUUUCUAAUGAGGUGUUAUUUUAAAAGUUUGUGUGAUGACUCGCUGAUCACAAAAUCUUGAUCAGCAUACAUUUUUGACAGCUGUUUUCACAUACCCUGAUUUAGCACUACACUGUAUUUCCUGUGAUAAAGGAAGACCUCAAACACCUGAAGGAAGCAAAAAAUAAAAUAAAACAGAAACUAUCUAUGUUUCUUUAUUUUGGCUAUAAUUUGCUAAAAUAGAAUUAAAUAUUCUUCAAUUAAAACAUGUAUGUUUACUUUGUAGUAUAUCGAGAGGAACAGUAGUUUCUCGCGCAAAGUUACAGCGCGAAUUAGCUAUGGAUAGACAAUAUUUGGAAAAAGUAAAACCCUAAUAAAUAAAUACAUUAAUAUAAAUAUUGAAAUAAAUGAGUACAUAAAUUAAUACAUAGACAUUUAUGUAUUUAUCUUUAUUUAUUUUUCACUAUCAUAUAAACAAUGACAUUUACUAUAUGAAAUGAAAAUAAAUAUUCAACAGUUCUUGUUCAAUUGUAUAUUAGUGAAUAUUUUUGUACAUAAAGGUCGUCAUGCUUUCAUAUAUUUUUACUUUCAAAUUGAAAAAUAUAUUGUAACGACCCAGACAAUUGCUUUGUUGCAGGACUUGUCUGUUCAGCUUGUCUUGUCUGUCUAUGUUACAUGUAUUGUAAGGGAUAUGGGAUGGGUCACGCCGUUAGUUAAUGGGGAGGAUGUGUGUUGUUUAUGGGGUUGCAGAGCAUUUGAGAAUUCAACACCGUCUCCUUUUCUUUGACAUACAUUAGUUGCUUAAACGAUUUCCACUAUCUUUAUUUAGAAACAUGUACUUUUUAGUACUGAUCUGUGCAUUCUACUUUGUCCCCAACAUGUGAAUAAUUGUUUGUUACAAAAUACAGUACUAAUAUGAAUUGUAUACAGUAUUUCUAUGUAUAUAAACGUGUAACAUCUUUCGUUAAACAGACUCACAAUUAAAACAAUGUAUAUGACAUAUUUGGUAUAAGAGUAACAUAACUUUGUACAGGGAUAAAAAAAAAAAAAACUUUUGUUCUACAAAGCGUCAGUAACUAGAAUCUAUAUUUCCUGUAAAAUCAGAUUCAGCAAGUGACAGCUAAACGGUUAAGAUACGGGUAAGCCAAGGAGACUUCUGUUCAGUUUUCAAGUUGCCUAAAAUUACAGGUAGAUGGAUGCUGUUUGCAAUUAUUGUACUUUUAAUAAGUUAUAAAUUGUUUCCGUGAUUUCAUAUUAGUUCAUAAAAUGUAGCAUAAUGCAUUCUGUUAACGGUAAAGGGAAUCACCAACCUGCUUAAUUGUGUUAAACUGUAUUACAGUAUACUGCAGUUUUGAUAGACCAAGGCUGACUGAGAAAUAUGUCUGGGUUUGGUCUGUGGAAAAAAUGGCAGCCCUAUCCUGAGUACUACUUCCUAAACAUGAACAUGUUACAAUAUACUAGAUUAACGGAUCAAGCUUAUUAUGAUAGUUUACAAAAUUAGAUGAAAACAUUCAAUAC
Messenger RNA from Acipenser ruthenus (sterlet), 8218 nucleotides. Its product is annotated as SNF-related serine/threonine-protein kinase-like. The record is from RefSeq and is a predicted model, not a curated record. Gene Ontology annotation, biological process: microtubule cytoskeleton organization; protein phosphorylation; intracellular signal transduction. The coding region runs from base 278 to 2791 and encodes 837 amino acids. Gene Ontology annotation, molecular function: protein serine/threonine kinase activity; tau-protein kinase activity; ATP binding. Gene Ontology annotation, cellular component: cytoplasm. The transcript is spliced from 6 exons. NCBI's taxonomy places the organism in Eukaryota, Metazoa, Chordata, Actinopteri, Acipenseriformes, Acipenseridae.